Messenger RNA from Hyla sarda, 5076 nucleotides. RefSeq names its product ELKS/RAB6-interacting/CAST family member 1 (gene ERC1). Gene Ontology annotation, cellular component: cytoskeleton of presynaptic active zone. Gene Ontology annotation, biological process: maintenance of presynaptic active zone structure; neuromuscular synaptic transmission; regulation of synaptic plasticity. Lineage: Eukaryota; Metazoa; Chordata; Amphibia; Anura; Hylidae. Gene Ontology annotation, molecular function: structural constituent of presynaptic active zone. The record is from RefSeq and is a predicted model, not a curated record.
GAAUUUCACCGCCGCUUCGAGAACACUCCGGAUUCUGCCAAGACGAAAGCCUUGCAGACCGUGAUCGAGAUGAAGGACUCUAAAAUCACCUCCAUGGAGCGCGGCCUGCGGGACCUGGAGGACGAGAUCCAGAUGCUAAAAUCCAACGGGGCCCUGAGCACCGAGGAGCGGGAGGAGGAGAUGAAGCAGAUGGAAGUGUACCGCAGCCACUCCAAAUUCAUGAAGAACAAGAUAGAGCAGCUGAAAGAGGAGCUGACCGCAAAGGAGGGCCAGGCGGACGAGCUGAGGAAGAGAGUGUCAGCUCUGCAGACGGAGCUGUCAGGAAUCGGGCAGGUGAAGCAGGAGCUCUCCCGGAAGGACACGGAGCUGCUGGCCCUGCAGACCAAGCUGGAGACGCUGACCAACCAAUUCUCUGACAGCAAGCAGCACGUGGAGGUCCUGAAGGAGUCGCUGACCGCCAAGGAGCAGCGCGCCGCCAUCUUACAGACCGAGGUGGAUGCGCUGCGCCUGCGGCUGGAGGAGAAGGAGACUAUGCUGAACAAGAAGACCAAGCAGAUCCAGGAGAUGUCUGAGGAGAAGGGAACCUUAUCUGGGGAGAUCCACGACCUCAAGGACAUGCUGGACGUCAAGGAGAGGAAGGUGAACGUGCUGCAGAAGAAGAUCGAGAACCUUCAAGAGCAACUUCGGGACAAGGAGAAACAACUGAGCAGCUUGAAGGAGCGAGUAAAAUCCCUGCAGGCCGACACCACCAACACAGACACUGCCCUGACCACCCUGGAGGAGGCAUUGGCCGAAAAGGAGAGGAUCAUCGAACGUCUGAAAGACCAGAGGGACCGAGAUGAACGUGAGAAGCAAGAGGAGCUGGAGUCUUACAAGAAAGAGCUGAAAGACAUGAAAGAGAAAGUCAGCACCUUACAGGGAGACCUGUCAGAGAAAGAGUCCUCACUUUUGGAUCUUAAGGAACAUGCCUCUACCUUGGCAUCCUCCGGCCUUAAGAAAGAUUCCAGACUGAAAACCUUGGAAAUCGCACUAGAGCAGCGGAAGGAAGAGUUUCUGAAGCUCGAGAACCAGCUCCGAAAGCAGUCUGAUGGGUUACAGCACGUCGGAAAAUCAGCCCAUGAGGCUGCGCAGGAUGCGAAAUCCAACCCCGAGGUGAACGAGCGGGUCCUGCAGCUGGAGAAAGAGGUGGCCAAGUACCGGGAGGAGGCCGGCAAGUGCCAGGCGGAGGUGGACCGGCUGCUGGAGAUCCUCAAGGAGAUGGAGAACGAGAAGAACGAGAAGGAUACGAAGAUCGCCGAGCUGGAGAGCAUGUCGAACAGGCAAAAUAAGGACCAGAAUAAGAAGGUGGCGACGCUGAAACACAAAGAGCAGGUGGAGAAGAAGAAGAACGCCCAGCUCCUGGAGGAGGCCAGACGGCGGGAGGACAACCUGACCGACAGCUCCCAGCAACUGCAGGACGUCAUGCGCCAGAAGGACGAUCGCAUCGAAGAGCUGGAGGAGGCGCUGCGCGAAAGCGUGCAGAUCACCGCCGAGCGGGAGAUGGUGCUGGCCCAGGAGGAGUCCGCCAGGGGCAACUAUCAGAAGCAGGUGGAGGAGCUGAUGAUGGCCAUGGAGAAGGUGAAGCAGGAGCUGGAGUCCAUGAAGGCCAAGCUGUCCUCCACCCAGCAGUCCCUGGCCGAGAAGGAGAUCCACCUGACCAGCCUGCGGGCCGAGCGCCGAAAACACCUCGAGGAGGUCCUGGAGAUGAAACAGGAAGCCCUGCUCGCCGCCAUCAGCGAGAAAGACGCCAACAUCGCCCUGCUGGAGCUGUCCUCGUCCCGUAAGAAGAAGACUCAGGAGGAGGUGGCCUCGCUGAAGAGGGAGAAGGACCGGCUGGUGCAGCAGCUCAAACAGCAGACACAGAACAGGAUGAAACUGAUGGCGGACAACUACGAAGCCGACCACCUGAAGACGUCUGCCCAGUCCAACCAAACCAACCACAAGCCCUCCCCCGAUCAGAUGAUUCAGCCCCUCUUAGACCUCGACCAGAACCGCAGCAAACUCAAACUGUACAUCGGGCAUCUGACUGCUCUGUGCCAGGACCGGGACCCCCAGAUCCUGCAAUCGCUUCGCCCGCCCGACUCCUACUACCUGGACGACAACCGGGCAGUGUGGGAGCAGAGGCUGCAGAAGAUGACCGCCCAAGAGUUAAGCGAAGAGUUGGAAAAGUGCGAGCAGGAGAGCGCAGAACUGCAGGAAUUCGCCAACGCCAUCCUCCAGCAGAUCGCAGAUCACUGCCCCGAUAUCCUGGAACAAGUUGUCAAUGCCUUGGAAGAAUCCUCCUGACACCAUUCACCGCCGAGGUCACCGCCCGCAGAACGGACACCAGUUGGGAUCGGCGCCAAGAUCCCCAAAUCAACCGAUUCAUCUUCUACACAAGCUGCAAAGAAAUAAAGGGUUAAUGCGCCUUUACUGAAGGCGAACCUACGUGUUUUUGGGGGUUUCGUUUUUUUUUUACGAGACAAGUCUCUAUAUGUUACACUACAGACAAAUCUUACUGAGCAAAAUGGCUGCCGCUGCUACACUUUAUGUAGAGUUACGGGGAUUUUUUUUUUUUAGUUUUCAUUUAAAACAUUUUUGUGUCAAAAACAAAACAAAAACCUCUGUUCCUGACGUGUUUUAAGGAAUUGUGUAAUAUCCUGAAAUUUUUUACGCCUUUUUUCUUUCCUACGUGGUUUAUGCCCGGGCCCUAGACAGACCCUCCUUUCCCCCUCGUGUACGUUGUCCGAUCGUGUCUGUUACUUCCGCUAAGGACAGAAUGACCCCCGUCCGUGACUCCUCCCCCCUCCUUUCCUAAUUGUCUAUGACGUUGGUGCGUUUAGGGGCCCUACAGUGGCGUAAAAAAAAUGGAAAGUAGUUUAAACUGUUGCGUGUGUCCCGUAGCGACGCACGCGUGUAUAGAUGUAUGAUAUGUGCGCGCGUGUGUAUUACGUAUGAAUUAACCGCCAUAUUCUAUUUUAUUUUUAUUUUUUUGGACAAUUUUACAGCAAAAGUGUACCCGCCGUCGAACGUUCUGCAGGGGGUGAGUCCGGAGCGUUAGGACUGAGCGCGCCCAGUGUCGGGGUAGGUCGGCAUUUCCCAACCGGCGGCGACCAAACUACAACUCCCAGCAUGCCCUAACAGCCGAAGGCUGUCAGGGCAUGCUGGGAGUUGUAGUUUGGCUGCCGCCGGUUGGGGGGGGACGUUAGGGUAGACGGUGGUUCCGUAUCCCGUUACUAGUGCCUUUUACGGAAGCGAAUCGUAACAUAUCGAAGGGCGCGGUUAAGUUUAAUGGAAGUUCUGCAGCUUUCUGUUCCGAUAAGAUCUCCGCUUGCUGUGAGCAAAUGUGGAACAUUCUCUUGUGUCAUGUUUCCACAGCUGAGGGUUUGUUACAGUUUAUAAGUCUGUUACAAUGUAUCAGGGUGGAUACAACCGCAACAAACUGAUGUGGUAAAAGAAGGUGUUUUGUUUUUGUUACAAUGUAUCGGUGCAGGUUAAAUGUAUCGGGCUGUUGAUUAGAAUUGUCUAGACUGGAUACAAUUGUAACAAACCCUCAGCUGUGAGUAGUCUAAAGCCCUGUUCGAUUUGACACAGGUUAUCAAACACCGUACUACAGGCAAUAGUGUCCACCUUCAUCCACCACUAGGGGCCACUGACUGCAUACAGAUAAUACAUUGAACUCAAUAGCAAACCAGUAUGCGGUGAGCUCCCCCUAGUGGUGGCUGCAGGCAGACAUAAUUUUUUCCUGUAACUCGUAGGGGGUAUUUGGAGCAUUGUGCUGGAUCAAAGCCACCACCAGAGGGAGCUAUUUGCAUACAGAUUAUACAUUGAACGCAAUAGCAAACCAGUAUGCGGUGAGCUCCCCCUAGUGGUAGCUGCAGGCAGACAGAAUUUUAUCCUGUAACUCGUAGGGGGUAUUUGAAGUGUUGUGCUGGAUCAAAGCCACCACUAGAGGGAGCUAUUUGCAUACAGAUAAUACAUUGAACUCAAUAGCAAACCAGUAUGCAGUGAACUCCCUCUAGUGGUGACUGCAGGCAGACAGAAUUUUGUUCCGUGACUCGCAGGGGAUUUGGUGCUGGGUAUCAGGAAUUAAUCUGUUUAUCAGCACAGAGCUCUAGAUCUCUGACUACAUGAUAAAAAUUCUGUCUUCCUGCAGCCACCACUAGAGGGAGCUCUCUGCAUACAGAUUAUACAUUGAACUCAAUAGCAAACCAGUAUGCGGUGAGCUCCCCCUAGUGGUGGCUGCAGGCAGACAUAACUUUUUCCUGUAACUCGUAGGGGGUAUUUGGAGCGUUGUGCUGGAUCAAAGCCACCACUAGAAGGAGCUCUCUCCAUACAGAUUUUACAUUGAAGUCAAUAGCAAACAAGUAUGCAGUGAGCUCCCCCUAGUGGUGGCUGCAGGCAGACAGAAUUUUAUCCUGUAAAUUGAGCUUAAGCUUAAAUGACUGCAAAUAAGCCACGAUGAAUAAGAAUUCCUUUAAAUAUGGCGCCAUCAAGUUCGGUGGCGCUGUACAUCACUUAAGUGUUAUGUGUAUGCCAGUGUUCCCAGUCACUCACAGCAAGCGGAGAUCUUAAAAUAAAAAAUAAAAAGUGAUGAUUUAAAGCCCUAGAGCAGUAGUUUCCAAACAGCGGGCCUCCGGCUGUUGCAAAACUACAACUCCCAGCAUGCGUCCGCCGUUUAGAGGCCUAGAAAUAUUCAGGAAGUUGCAGAACUUUUUCCUUCACAAUGAUGCGGAAUCUGAAUCCCCCUUUAGCUCAUGGGACUCUUAAAGGGAUCUUCACCUUGUUCUUAAAGGGGCUCUCUUCCUUCUAGCAUGGAAUCCGUAAAGACGCUAAAGUUUUGUUUGCACUUUGCCAGAUAAACCUUGUAUAGACCGUAUCCGACGGGGGUUGUAUCUUCCAAACAUUUGGUAGAGUGCCUCUUUAUAUGUGGUUGGGUGCCCCUUUAAGAAUGAAAUGAAGUCCAUAUUUAGCAAAAACGUUUUUAUACUGGAGGGAUCAGCUGCUUUAACCCUUUACGGGUGCAAUUCCAGUUUGUGACACCCCCCCCCCCCCCCC